GCCGGCCUUCCUGUCGGGAUUUAUGGAGAUUUUGUUGCACGAUUUUGGUGCAUCUGCCCGUUGCCAUGAAAGACACUAUAUAGGAUGCAUUCAACUAACUUAGUUAUGGAAGGUUUUAAAGGCGAAAAUAAUGUGGAGUCGAAAAGGGAAGCGGGGCACAGUCCGAGGAAGGUGGUAGGGGAUUCGGUUGGAAUGAGGAAGGGUGUAAUUUUUAAGUGAAAUUUGCAUAAAACGAAACCCAUUCAGGCGACUCCAACUUCGCCCAUUUAUUGGUAACCUCUGGGGCGGUGUCUAGCACCUCCCCCCAAGCGAAGCAUGCCGGGAGUUGUAGUUGCGAGUACGGUUGCUAUGGCGGUCUCUACAGCCUCCAGGAGUCCGGCCCCGCCCUGAGGGAGUGACAAGCGGCCUGGCCAAUGGGAGCACCGGCUGGGCCCAAGGGGCGGGCUGUCUGCAAAAGGACUUGAGGUAGCGGUGGCGAAGGCUCAGGCUGUUGGGGCCGCUCGGAAGCAGGUGACUAUGAAAGGCUUAUAUUUUCAACAGAGUUCCACAAAUGAAGAGAUAACAUUUGUAUUUCAAGAAAGGGAAAAUCUUCCUGUCACAGAGGAUAACUUUGUAAAACUUCAAGUUAAAGCAUGUGCUCUGAGCCAGAUAAAUAUGAAGCUUCUGGCGGAAAUGAAGAUGGAGAAGGAUUUCUUUCCUGUUGGGAGAGAAAUUGCUGGAAUUGUGUUAGAUGUUGGAAGCAAGGUAUCAUUCUUUCAACCAGAUGAUGAAGUAGUUGGAAUUUUGCCCCUGGAUUCUGAAGACCCUGGACUUUGUGAAGUUGUUAGAAUACAUGAACAUUAUUUGGUUCAUAAACCAGAAAAGGUUACUUGGACAGAAGCAGCUGGAACCAUUCGGGAUGGAGUACGAGCCUAUACAGCUCUCCAUUAUCUUUCUCAUCUCUCUCCUGGAAAAUCGGUACUGAUAAUGGAUGGGGCAAGUGCAUUUGGUACAAUAGCUAUUCAAUUAGCACACCAUAGAGGAGCCAAAGUGAUUUCAACUGCAUGCAGCCUUGAAGAUAAGCAAUACCUUGAAAGACUUAGGCCUUCCGUAGCCCGAGUGAUUGAUAUAUCUAAUGGGAAAGUCCAUGUUGCUGAAAGCUGUUUGGAAGAAACAGGUGGCCUAGGAGUAGAUAUUGUCCUAGAUGCUGGAGUGAGAUUAUAUAGCAAAGAUGAUGAACCAGCUGUAAAAUUACAACUACUACCACAUAAACAUGAUAUCAUCACACUUCUUGGUGUUGGAGGCCAUUGGGUAACAACAGAAGAAAAUCUUCAGUUGGAUCCUCCAGAUAGCCAUUGGCUUUUCCUCAAGGGAGCAACAGUGGCUUUCCUUAAUGACGAAAUUUGGAAUUUGUCAAAUGUACAACAGGGAAAAUAUCUUUGUAUCUUAAAAGAUGUGAUGGAGAAGUUAUCAACUGGUGUUUUUAGACCUCAGUUGGAUGAACCCAUUCUACUAUAUGAGGCAAAAGUUUCCAUGGAAGUUGUUCAGAAAAAUCAAGGAAGAAAAAAGCAAGUUGUUCAAUUUUAAUUUUCAUCUUUCUCAGACCUCAGUUGGAUGAACCCAUCCCAGUAUUUGAAGCCAGAGUUUUCCCUGGAAAUUGCUGAGAAAAACCAAGGAAGAUACAAGCAAGUUGUUCUGUUUUUAAGCAUGUUUUCCUGCUGUCUAAAAGAAGAUGCCCAGUUAUUUGACGUAUUUGAAAAGAAUCACUGUGUAAACUAUCAAGAUAAUUUUAUAAUUAACAUCUAAAGGGAAUAUUCUUUUUAUUAUUUAUAUACAUUUUGCCUCUGCUAUAAAAUUCUUUCCAUGAAGAAAACUACCGCAUCCAGCAAAAGCCAUACUAGUUUACUGAUAAAGCUCUUUAUAGGCCUUUGCUAUACUGUCAAAAUAACGUUAUUAAUUUUGUAUCAUUCCCAUUCUCAACACCUUCCUUCUUUAGCAAGGCUUUGCUGUCAUAAUGUAAGCAUUUGAGAAUAUUUUCAAGUCUCAGAGGACCUAGCCCAUAGCCACUUAAA
Messenger RNA from Galeopterus variegatus (Sunda flying lemur), 2051 nucleotides. It is a transcript of the gene CRYZL1, whose product is annotated as crystallin, zeta (quinone reductase)-like 1. Bases 517 to 1566 code for a protein of 349 amino acids. The transcript has 13 exons. Gene Ontology annotation, molecular function: oxidoreductase activity. The record is from RefSeq and is a predicted model, not a curated record. NCBI's taxonomy places the organism in Eukaryota, Metazoa, Chordata, Mammalia, Dermoptera, Cynocephalidae.